AUGGGCUUUUCGGCAAGGCUAUCUAAAGUGGGACCGGGCAUCUCACACCCGCGCUUUCACCUGGUAGCUGCGCACACUCACUGCCGGAGUCUAUGGCGAUGUGCACGAAGUAGCAAGGACGAACACGCAGAACAAUUUGCUCGAGCCAACAAGCGUCAAAAUCAUCCUGUAUCGAGUCACAAAGAAACAGAAUGGCAUCAUAACUGGACUUCGGCCAGUCGGAAAAUCCCAGGCCGGAGCUGGGAAGUCUGGUGGUCUCGGUCGGGUGUUUCGGAUUGGGUACCGGGUCAGAGAAGAAGAUAUUGGGAUGCAGAAUCACAGAAGCGCAUCCAAUCGCUGAAAAAGCUCAUCGAGGCAGACGCCUACGCCGCUGUGUUUGGGCGUAGACUAGAUCGCUUCCACAAUUUUGGAAAAGGUGAUACCUUCUGGAAUGGCUAUCUUCAAUCCUUUUCGAAGGCACAGCGGCCUACCAAACCAAGUGUACCGGGUUCGACUCAAAAGCAAGCGGGGAGCAACAUCAACCAUAUAGGGUUGCAAUAUGACCCGAUCAGUGGACGUAUGGCGCCCAUGCCACCCUCGGCAUCUCAGGAUCUUGAUGGAGUAAUCCGCGAGCACCAGAAGAAUGCUGAAAGCCCAUCAGCAAAUGAAGCCGAAUCAAAGUACACCGCCGAAAACAACUUAACUGAAGAUAGACAGCCUCAACAGGGGGCUUUGAAGCUAAGCGCUCAGACUCAACUCGAUCCACACUCCGCAGUUACAGAUUCUCCAGAAAUUGAGUCGGGAGCAGCCUCAAGUUCCAGUUCUUUGACUCAAGGUGUGCAGGCAAGAUCAGAAACUCUCUGUGAGACUGAAGAUAAGCCCAAGCUCGAUGUCAACGGUCAUUUUGGAAGUGAUUUGCACUCUUUUUCGACUUCCGAGUCCACAAAGCCAGCCCAGCGCCAACCAGACCAUUCUAAGCCCGAGAUAAAAACCGCGGGACCGAUCUUGCUCACAGAUCCGGCCUCAACUGCCACUUUUGAGUGUUCACCAGGAAAUGAACUGGAGGCUAAGUUCAUAGCUGAUCCUGUCAGCUGCUCCGAAAAAAGCCUCGCAUCUGAGCUCAACACCCAGCAGCCAGAAAAAUCCGCGAUGACCGUUCCUUGUUCACCCGGUGGUGAAAUAGAAGCCAAUUUUACUGCUAUAAAUGCACACCAAGAGGCCCAGACCGAUGAACCUCAGCCAAUUGCUAAUCCACAACCUCCGUCAUACAAACAGGAAACUGUUGACUGUUCUCCGGUCAGCGAGAUAGAAGCACAGAUCGUGUCCGAGUCGGUCAACAGAGACAACGCCCAGUUAGAAGACCAAGAGCCUAUCUACUGUCCCCCUGGAAGCGAGCUUGAAGCAAACUUCAUUACCAACCCGUCGUCAGCCAACGAUGACCAUUCCCGGCCACCAAAUAUUGCAAGUCCAAGUACUACCAAGAAUAUCAACGUCAAUGUCGACUGCCCACCGGGGAAUGAGCUCGAAGCGAUGUUUAUUACUGAUUCUACGAACACGAAAGACCCAAACACAGACACAGGCCCCGACAGCUUUGGUCAAAGUAAAAUGAAAGUGCAUCCCUGCCAUUCAAGCCUUGCUUAUUCAGAAGACCGCGUUGGCGACUGUAUUGUCCAGAAUCAAGCCUCGGUCCUUAAAGACGAUACUCAGCCAUCAGUGCCCCAGCAGUCUUUUCCAGAGUUUUAUAUCUUUGCUUUUGAUGCGUCCACAUCACAAGUGACGACCGCGACAGCAGACACAUUUUUCGGAAUCAACGAAGAUGCCAAACCCAGUGAGAUCCUCUCACAACUCCACAACCCUACCAUAUUUCUGCCAUAUUUCGAAAAGAUGCAAUCAGAGGGUUACGAGAUAGCAGCCGGCGGAGGAAACAUCCUUGUUUGUCGAAAAAUCCAUAGCACCCCUUCCCCUGAAAACGCAGAGCAAGAUGCAGCCGUUCACUCGGAAACUGCAAAGCAUCUUCAACGCGAUUCAAAAGAUUCUUCUCCAUCUAUCCCAACAUCUUAUGAACAAACCCCAGAGCCCCUUCUAGCAGCCGAGCCAUCAAGUCUGAAGCCCGAACCGUUGACGGAAUCGGGGUCGUCCCGCGGCGUAAUCCAAAGAAUGAUAUUCGCUGGCGUGGCUACUGCAAUGACAUGCUAUGCUAUUGGAGCGGUAACUGAAUUCUUUCGCACCGGCGGAAAAGAUGGACGUGGCGCCGAUGCUUUUACUGUGUUUGAGUCGGAUAGGCGUCGAGAGUGA
Penicillium salamii is the source of this 2274-nucleotide messenger RNA. The record is from the annotation of a GenBank genome assembly. Lineage: Eukaryota; Fungi; Ascomycota; Eurotiomycetes; Eurotiales; Aspergillaceae.